AUGGUACGCACCACUCUAGCGAAUCCCUCGAACCACUCGCUUCAGGCCGUGAAUCUCGGAGCUACAGCCCUGUCCGGUCUGGCGGGCACGGUGACAAACCUCUGCAAGGCAGGCCUUGCUGUGCAAUUCUGGCCAUUGAAUCGUCGGCAAUGUGCCGCCUACCUCAACCUGAUGUUGCCCCUGUAUCAAUUCGAAAAGAAUCGGCACUGGCUUGAAUGGAAGGACCGCGUGGAGGAAGUCGCAGCUUUGCCAGCACCCACCACCUCAAAGCCUGUUCUUCUAUCUCUGGUCCGAUACCUCGACAAGGCAAAGCGGGAGGCCGAUUCCAAGCUGGCCGACUAUUUGACCGGCGCUGCAGAUCCGCUAGAAAUCCUCUUACGGUCAAAGGAGAAUAAGGUAAUCCUGGAGGAGGUGUACGCCAAGGGGCCAAUGUACGAAGCCAUAACUGGGCAGCUAUGCAGCUUGCUCGAUGGCGUCUUCUACCCAAACACGGACGAACCAUUUGAGAUCCUCGAGUUGGGUGCCGGCACAGGUGACACCACGCUUUAUGUGGUCGAUCUUCUGGAGCGUCGUGGUAUCCCCUUCCGCUAUAGGUUCUUCGAUCUCUCAGCCUCGCUGGUUGCCGCAGCCCGCAGAAAGUUCGCCGGUCACUCAUCAAUGCAGUUCCAAACCAUCGAUAUCGAGAAGCCGAGCAAUUCCCUGAGUGACGAGGAGAUUGUGGCAUGGCUGCAGAAGGCAUCCAAUACCGUCUUCCAUGCUUUGUGCGUGUGUGUCAUGGGUAAGAAGAGCGAUAGCAUGAGCGUGUUGGACUCUAAGGCGCGAGUUUAUCGCGUGUCUAACCUGCGAGUGGUGGAUAUUUCAUCGUUCCCGUUAUUGGUGCCGGGGCAUCCCAUAUCUACGAUCUAUGCCCUGCCGGAGAAGAUUGCGGACGAUAUGAUCCGGUGUCGUUAA
Messenger RNA from Aspergillus clavatus NRRL 1, 951 nucleotides. RefSeq names its product putative GMC oxidoreductase. Gene Ontology annotation, molecular function: oxidoreductase activity, acting on CH-OH group of donors; flavin adenine dinucleotide binding. NCBI's taxonomy places the organism in Eukaryota, Fungi, Ascomycota, Eurotiomycetes, Eurotiales, Aspergillaceae. The coding region runs from base 1 to 951 and encodes 316 amino acids. The transcript has 4 exons. The record is from RefSeq and is a predicted model, not a curated record. Gene Ontology annotation, biological process: secondary metabolite biosynthetic process.